Striga asiatica is the source of this 2510-nucleotide messenger RNA. The record is from the annotation of a GenBank genome assembly. NCBI's taxonomy places the organism in Eukaryota, Viridiplantae, Streptophyta, Magnoliopsida, Lamiales, Orobanchaceae.
CGCCAAAAAGCAGUUUUUUAUUUGUUAUUUUUUUCAUUUUUCUUUUCAAAUAGAAAUUCAAAAUCUCCACACACUCUCCACAACCCAUCAAUCAAAUCUCCGCCAUGAAAGCCCUAAUUUUGAUCUCCAUCGUCUUUCUCGCGCUCUCCCCCAAAUCCUCCGCCCUCCAAAUCCUCUCCAAAUCCAAACUCGAAAAGUGCGAAAAGGCCUCGGGACCCGACCCGCUCGACUGCACCUCCAAAAUCGUCCUCGACUUGGCCGUCCCCAGCGAAUCGAGUGGCCGGGAGGCGUCGCUAGUGGCGGAGAUAGUGGAAGCCGAGGAGAACUCGAGCGACCACAUGCGAACUCUGCGGGUCCCGCCAAUCGUGACUAUUAACAAAUCCGCUGCUUACGCGCUCUACGAGUUGACGUAUAUACGGGAUGUUGCGUAUAAGCCCCAAGAAUUUUAUGUUAAGACGAGGAAAUGCGAGCCUGAUGCUGGAGCAGACAUCGUCCAAAUAUGCCAGAGGCAAGUAACCUUUUCGUUGCGAGAUGAGAAUGGUCACAUUAUCGAGCAUACGCAGCCGACUUGCUGUCCUUGUGGAGACCAACGCAGGGUCCCAUCAUCGUGUGGAAACUUCUUUGACAAGUUGGUGAAAGGGAAGGCAAAUACAGCACAUUGUCUUCGUUUUACAGAUGAUUGGUUUCACGUGUUCGGUAUUGGACAGCGCUCGGUCGGAUUCAGUAUCCGGAUUGAGGUUAAGACGGAAUCAAGGACAUCGGAAGUAAUUGUUGGUCCAGAGAAUAGAACUGCAAUAUCCAGUGAUAAAUUCUUGAGGGUGAAUAUGGUUGGAGAUUAUGUCGGCUACACUAAUAUUCCAUCUUUCGACGACUUUUACCUUGUUGUUCCUAGACAGGGCGGUCCGGGUCAACCUCAAAACCUGGGAAGCAAUUUUUCCAUGUGGAUGCUUCUUGAACGAGUGAGGUUCACAUUGGAUGGUCUCGAGUGCAACAAAAUCGGUGUCGAUUUUGAGGCUUUUAAUGCGCAGCCGGAUUUUUGCGCAGCGCCCUUUUGGAGUUGCUUGCACAAUCAACUUUGGAACUUUUGGGAUGCAGACCAGAAUCGGGUUAGCAGGAAUCAGGUUCCUCUGUAUCGCGUGCAGGGAAGGUUCGAAAGGAUAAAUCAGCAUCCGAAUGCAGGAAGUCAUGCGUUUUCCAUAGGGAUCACAGAAAUUCUCAACACAAACCUUUUGAUCGAACUAAGAGCUGACGACAUAGAUUACGUCUACCAAAGGAGCCCGGGGAAAAUUUUAGGUAUAACUGUACCGACUUUUGAAGCCUUAACACAAUUCGGUACUGCAACGAUUACAACUAAGAAUGUAGGUGAAGUUGAGGCAUCUUACAGCCUUACGUUUGAUUGCUCGUCUGGUGUGAGCCAAAUGGAGGAGCAAUUUUACAUAAUGAAGCCGAAAGAAGUAUUAACCCGAUCGUUCAAACUGUAUCCGACGACCGAUCAAGCAGCAAGAUAUGCAUGCAAAGCAAUACUGAAAGACUCGGAUUUUGGCGAAGUUGAUAGAGCCGAAUGCCAGUUUACCACUACAGCUACUGUUCUUGAAAAUGGAUCACAGAUUCCAUUUCAACCUCCAGAGACUAGCGUACAUGGCUUUUUCGGCUCGAUUAAGGAGAUGUGGAGAAGGUUAUGGACCAGUUUAGCAGAUUUUGUCACCGGAAAGAAUUGCAGAAGCAAGUGCUCCGGAUUUUUCGACUUCAGCUGCCAUAUACAGUAUGUAUGCAUGAGCUGGAUCUUGAUGUUCGGUCUGUUUCUAGCGAUCUUUCCAACAGCUGCAUUGCUUAUCUGGCUUUUGCACGAAAAGGGGCUUUUCGACCCGAUAUACGACUGGUGGGAGGAUCACGUGUGGACUUUCGAGUCGAAAAAUAGAGAUUCCGAUCUUUCACUCAUCCACUUGAAGAGAAGAAAACACAGGCAUGAACAAAGGCAUCAUAAUCAUAAUCAUCAUCGUCAUAAAAAGCACGAAACUCACAUGAGGCGGCCAUUAGGGGAAGCCGAUUACAGCUAUUACUUGCACCAUGUGAAUAAAGAUAGGCACAAGCAUGCUAAGCACAAGCGCCCGUUUGUAUCUGAACGAGCUCACUUGAACAGAGUCGAGUAUGAGAAGAUGGGGCAUCAUCACAGGAGAAGAAAAGAACGCCAUUUGGUGGGCUCGGGUGAGAGCAGCGUAAACCGAGAUGAAUAUUCGAAGAACAAGAAGUUCGUGCGGGAUGAUAGAUAUUGGUAGGGUGUGAAAAAAUUGUGAUUGUUUAUGUGAAAUAAGAAAAUAGUAAUAGUUGAAACUUUUAUGUAUGAAAAAAACAGAUGAUAAUUACACUUACAAGAUGUAAGUUAUUGUGAGUAUGAUAUCAAUUUUAUAGAUUGAACCAAUUAAACUUCUCUUGUGGUCAAUGAGAGAACACAAUUGGCGAUCAAGCUCCUUAGAUCGGUCGCAAAUUAAUCUCUUGACAAGACAUGGUGG